AUUAUUAUUGAUGCAAGGGUACCAUUUUGUUGUUAUUGUGAGACAAAAUAUCAUCAACAUGUUGAAAAUAUCGUGGACUUUGCUGAUUUUUAUUGUCAUGGUUGGUUGUGAAAACUUAACAUCCGAUAAUGAAGAUUACAAUGGUAUGGAAACUUUUUUGAAAUCAUUGGAAAGCUACAGUAAUUUAGACUCCUUAAAUCCUACCUCUGUAGUAUCUACAAAUUGUGAAGGUUUUACUCAAUGCAGAGUUAACCCAAAUGGCACGGCUUUAUGGGAUGUACGGGCAACUUUGUAUAGUGAUCACAUGAUGCAAGCCCACGUAAACGACGAAGCUAAACAAAAAAUCACCAUAGAUGGAUGUUUGAAAUAUUCCACGACCGUAGCCGAUUAUAAUACUUGUAUGAUAUCAGUGAGAUUAUCUAUGUUCAUAUCGUUGAUGACAAAUUUCAAUCCGCGAUUUCGUAGUUUAAUUGAAGCUGACGAGUGUAGCUUAGCUAGUACUAAUUGUAUUGUUGAGUAAAAAUAUGAGAGCCAUAUCACCAGGCUGAUGAUAUAUUGGUGUUUUUUUAGAAAUCUUUUCCGUUUCUAUACUUUAUAUAACUUAAAAAUCAUAUGUCAAUCAAGUUAGAACUGUAAAGGCAUUGAGCCUCGCAUUUAUCUUGACCUUCUGUUUAUUGUGGUUCAAAUUUCGUCUGUACUAAAAAUUAUUGUCUGUGAUUAUAUACUUUUACUUACCUAUAUGUAUAUUUAGCUUUAUCUAUAACAAGGGGAAGUUUCCCUAUAUUUGAAUUUCAUGGCUUUAUUAUUUAUCAGCUGUAUGAACCAAAAUAAAAAUACCCUUGCUUUCAGUUGGCUUUAAAAAUUACUAUUUUAUUAAUAAAUUAUGUUUGAAAAUUACUGUUUGCAUGCCACAUAUCUAAACCUACU
Messenger RNA from Ceutorhynchus assimilis (cabbage seed weevil), 927 nucleotides. The record is from the annotation of a GenBank genome assembly. Lineage: Eukaryota; Metazoa; Arthropoda; Insecta; Coleoptera; Curculionidae.